This is a messenger RNA of Stegostoma tigrinum, 5515 nucleotides long. It is a transcript of the gene nup153, whose product is annotated as nucleoporin 153. Gene Ontology annotation, cellular component: nuclear pore. Gene Ontology annotation, molecular function: structural constituent of nuclear pore. Gene Ontology annotation, biological process: protein import into nucleus; RNA export from nucleus. The coding region runs from base 183 to 4547 and encodes 1454 amino acids. The transcript has 22 exons. Lineage: Eukaryota; Metazoa; Chordata; Chondrichthyes; Orectolobiformes; Stegostomatidae. The record is from RefSeq and is a predicted model, not a curated record.
GCGGAUGGUUGGUUGAAUGCUUGUUGCGAAGUGCGUGGUUGCGGGAGACGGUAGAAAGCGUGUGACGUUACAAGUGUGGAUUCCCCCCUUCUCCGUCCCUCCUCCCCCCCCACCUCUUCCCGGACACGGCUGCUAGGAAAUAGAGAGCGGCGCGAGCGACUGGUAGGCAGACGGAUUCAGAUAUGGCGGCGGCGACAGGAGGAGGGGGGGGUAAAAUCCGAAACAAGAGACACCAUAUCAUCAGCAAACCUUACGCUAAGAACCAGGGAAUCAUUGGAAGAGUCACAAACACAGUGAAGAAUAUAGUACCUGGGUGGCUGCAGAAAUACUUUGGGAAGACAUCAAAGACAGAACCAGCUGAAGCAGGAGGGUCGCUAAACAACCAUGAAAAUGAUCCAGUCCUCGUAAAUGAGACCCCACCAUUUGAUAAUGGAAAACACCAACGAGCACCAACAGCCAGCAGGAUAGCGGUAAGCACACCAUCAAGCAAAUCUGCUUUAAAUUUCUCAGAAAUGCUUCUUCUGCGACCAGCUCUCAGUCGAGCACACAUUAAUUGUGCUGCACUAGAUACUCCUGUGCAUGAUUGUCAACCGUCCACAUCCUCCUCUUUUCCUAUUGGCAAUUCAGGAUUCUCACUGGUAAAGGAAAUCAAAGAUUCUGGCUCACUACAUGAAGAUGAUAACAUCUCCACAACAAGUGGUUUCUCUUCCCGAGCUUCUGAUAAAGAUGUGAUACCGUCGAGGAAUGCUUCUUUGCCACCUCUGUGGUCCCCAGAAGGGGAGCGCUUUCAUUCUGCUCCCCAGCAACCUGCUGUAAGCUUGAAAAGACCAGCUUUUAAUCUGUCUGCAUUUGGAAAUUCACCUCCAUCUUUUAUUAGUACUUCUUUACUAAAUUCAAGCCAGCUUGGGGAUUCUUCUUUCUAUCCUGGCAAGACUACUUAUGGUGGGGCGGCGGCAGCAGCUGUAGGAAGAGCUUCUCAAACUCGAAGUACACCCUACCAGGUUCCAAUAAGGAGACAGAUGAAAGCAAAACCGGCAAGUUCACCCUCGUAUGGUGUGACGAGUGCCACUGCCAGACGUAUCCUUCAAUCUUUAGAAAAGAUGUCAAGUCCUUUAGCCGAUGCUAAAAGAAUUCCUUCAACAGUAACCUCUCCCUUGUCCAUGUCCUUGGAGAAAAGUACCAUAGAUGCGACUGGUUGGCAGUCCAAAAUGAGAAAGCUGGAAGCACAGGGUCCUCCUGUGCAGAAACUUCAAACACCUGUGAUUGUUUCUGGAGCAGUUAAUAGAUCCAUGUUUUUCAAGCCAUCUCUGACCCCUGGAGGGCAGAGUAACAGACACAUUGACAGGACAGAAAAUCAAAACAAUCGAGUGAGGGAGAAAUCACCUGUACCUGAAAUUAGCCUUCAAGCAACAAAAAGUGAUAGCUGUUCAUAUCAAUUAAUUGGCUGUCGUGCAACCAAUGGUCUUACAUCUGGAGGAGCUGGAGGAAAAAUGAAGAGAGAUAAAGGACAUUACUCAUCUAGAAGUGCACAGGAGGUAAAGGCCCUAGCCCCAGAACUGCCUGAAGUAUCUUUACCAAUUAAAAAUACAAAAUUGCCUACCUUCAACUUUGGCUCCCCUUCCACAACUCUAUCACCUGUAAUAUCUACUGUAACACAAUCUUUUCCUGACAAGGUAGUGGUGUCCAGUCCAAACAAUGCUGCCUUUACCUUUUCCACACCAAACAUAAAAGCAACUGAGGCAAAUCUGCACCCUAUUUCAGUGUCUACUGGAUUUACGUUUAGUGAGCCAAUUGACAAAUCUGUUCCAUUUGUCUUUGUAUCUGCCAGACCUUCAAUUAAUGCAGCAAAAUGUGUCUCAUUGCCUUCUAUUUCGACACCAACAAAUGAGAGAAAAGGUGAAGAAUGUGAUGGACUAUUGAAACCUGCUAAAACUCUGAAGCAAGGCAGUGUCUUGGACAUUUUGAAAGGGCCUGAGUUCAGUUCGCCUUCAUCAUCCACUCAAUGUAUUACCAAGUCCUUGGACAUUACACCAGCUACUGUGAAGCCUUUACCAACAACUACUGAAAAAAAUAGUUCCUCCAUUGAGAGCUCAAGCACCUUUGGAUUUGGAGAUAAGUUCAAACCUGCUGAAGGUUCCUGGCAAUGUGGCUCCUGCUUUGUACAAAACAAAAUCACAGACAGUAAAUGUGUUGCUUGUCAGACUUCCAAAAUUGUACUCCCUAUACAGACUGAUAAUGAGUCAACCAGCAGAGACAAACCUACAUGUAAAGAGACUCCAGUGAGUUUUGCAGACAAAUUCAGACCUGCAUUGGGCACAUGGAGCUGUGAUAUCUGUUUGGUUCAAAACAAAUCAGAAGCUGUAAAAUGUGCAGCUUGUGAUUCGCCAAAAGCUGGAACUGGAGUGAAAUCUGCACUGGCUUUGCCUGCGGUGAUUGAAAGUACAAGGAACAGAGAGUCAAAUCCUUCAAGCAGUAACCCUGUGGGUUUGGGAUUGGCAGAUCAGUUUAAGAAACCUGAAGGCGUGUGGCACUGUGCUGUGUGCCUCUUAGAAAAUAAAGCUGAAGAUAGCAAGUGUGUGGCUUGCCAGUCUGCUAAGCCAGGUAUUGUUGUACCUGUUGUAGCCAACACUACUGCUUCAACACCGACAGAAGGAAUUCUAGGAUUUGGUGACAAAUUCAAGAAGCCAGCAGGGUCCUGGGAUUGUGAAGCAUGUUUCGUUCAGAACUCAUCAAACAUAACAAGAUGUGUUGCUUGUAAAACUGAGAAAACAGGCAGCAAGAUCGAACCUAAAGGCCUCAGCUCUUCUGUAUUAUCGACUGUUGCUUCUCCAUUCAGCAUUGGAAUGCAGCCCUCAACAGUAGACUCUUCGCAAAGUAAAGAUGGUGCUACUGGUUUUAAAUUUGGAAAUCAGGGUGGUUUUAAAUUUGGGACGUCAGAUUCUGCUUCCUCAACCACUGCCUUUGGAGGACUUAAAUUUGAAGUUGCAGGGGCUUUCAAAUUUGGACUUAAUUCGACUGAGAAAAUUUCAGAGGAAAACAAGAAGGAUAACUCUAAAGCUACUAGUGGUGGAUUUAAAUUCGAGGUAGCUGCCUUUGGUAACAAUCCAACUUCAACUAAGUUUGCCUCUGAUACAAGUCAACAAAGUAAGAAGAGUGACGUGGCGCCUGGGGGUUUUAAAUUUGAUACGAGUGGUACAUUUAAACCUGAGGAUAAGGGCACUGCAAGUGUCUUUAAAUUUGGCACAGAGGACAAUAAAGAAACCUCAGUAAUGCAGUUUCAGCAGGACAAAGCAGAAGAAAGAAAAGAUGCUGCAACUGUAAAUGCAGUUCUGCUUGAAAAAGCAGUAGAUCAGGAGCCUUUGGCAGCGAAAGCUUUUGUGUUUGGCAAACCAGAUGAGAAACAGAACUCUUUGUGCUCUACACCAGUUGCAUUUGGUAAAAGGAAAGAUGUUGAACCGCAACUACAGUCUGAACUUACUUUUAAAAAGCCAGACCAAACCAAAGAAUCAGCAUCUUUGUCUGACACUUCAAAAGCAGAACCUAAGACUGGGUUUACUUUCAACUUGGUUAAACCUGUUGAAAAACCAGAGGCAACAGAAACUGUACAGCAAGGAUUUGUGUUUGGGGCUACAGUAAAUACUUCAGAACAAGGAAUUACAAAACCAGCCUUCAGCUUAUUUGGCAACAGUUCUUCCAUGUCCACUGCAGCAAAUGCUGCGGGUUCCGCACCCCCCUCCAUCUUUGGUAAUUCUGCAUCUGCUACAAACCCACCAUUUUUAUUUGGACAGGCGAGCACCACUGCGGGAAGUGCAAAUCUUGGAAGCUGUUCUGAGUCGACAGUUGCUGCAACCAAGCCAUUUUUAUUUGGCUCACAAGAUAUUAAACCACCUGUCAGCAAUUCAAGUACAGGGACUUCUGUAGCAUUCCCAUUUGGCUCAACACCCAGUAGUAGCACUGCUACAUCAUCUGUGUUUACAUUCGGUGCUUCAACCACAACAUCAAGUUCAACAGGUGGUUCCUCAAACUCUAUCUUUGGGUUUGGAUCAAGUUCUACAGCUGCAGCAAAUCCUCCAGCUUUUGGUGGUGUACAGACCCCUGUUCCUCUAUUUGGGCAAAGCAGCAGUCAGCCACCUACUGCCUUUGUUUCGGCUGGUGCACCUACCUUUGCAUUCUCAACAGGUUGUCAGCAACCUGCCUUUGGUUCACAGUCUACCAGUAGCCAACCAUCUCUCUUUGGAGGACAGUUACCCAACCAACAAACCACAUUUGGUUCAAAUUCAUCUACCUCGAGUAAUGCUUUCCAGUUUGGAAACAGUGGUCAAAGUUUUAACUUCAGUGCCACCAAUUCAUCAAAUGAGGUUUUUAAAUUUGGAUCUGCUUCUACGGGAGCAACACAACAGCCUGGAUCCACUGGUGGCUUUCAGUUCAAUUCAUCCCCUGGAUUCGCUGUUGGGGUUAGCAGCACCAAUCCUUUUUCGACAACGUCUAGUGGCCGUUCAACUGUUACUGGGCGGAAGAUAAAGACUGCAGUUAGGCGCAAGAAGUAGAUGUCAGAACUGUUUAAAAACAGCUAAUUAUUGAAAAUGUAUUUUCUAUAAAGAGCUGGUGCCCUGCAUUAAUAAUUGAAUUGUACCUCCUUCUGGGCUUUAUCAGAUCUACCUAGGACCAUUUGAACCUGCAUAUAAUUGGUCGCUGCUUUUAGUUGCCUGGUGAUGGGUGGACUGUAGAUUUUUUUUUGUGAGAUCCCAGCAGUGUCAUUAGUAAAAGACUUGGCAUGGUCUGGCUACAAACAACCUGCAAAGUGAAUGGCUUUGUACAUUGAUACCUCUUCAUCUGCACCACUAGAUAUUGUUCAUAACCCACUCAAUUGUACCGAAAGAUUUGUACGGACUGAAGAGCAUCAGUGAGAAUAGGGCUGAUAAUUGUGCAAAGGUUUCAUCACAAUGUGUGAAAUAUGAGUGUGUGUAGAUGUUAAAUGGAUGGCCUAUUGUGCACUGAUGUUUUCUGACUGCAGAAUGAUUGAAGAAUCAUACUUCAAGGACUUCAAAUGAAUUGUCUUCAUUUUCAUAGAACAUGUGCUUUUUAAAAAUUCUGUUUAUGCUUUUUUGACUUCAUUUUAUUACAAGCUAUUAUGUACAUAUCUUAUGAUUUUCAGUCAAUUACCAUUCUUGGACAAAAUCACAUCUGUGAACUUGAAUUAUUUUUUGUUAUAGUGGUAUGUUUUUUGUUCAGUACUGUCUAUUAGAAGAUUUUAUUAUGUAAAUCUCAUUAUUCAAAGUUGCCUAAUCCAUUUAACAUCCUUUGUGAUUUAAAAAAAAAUUGGGAACUCUUUAAAGUUUGCAUAUUGGCUUUUGUGAUCCACUUUUGUUUGGACCAAAACAGUGUUGUACAAAGUAUUAACUAUAUAUUUUUAUAUUUGUUUAAAUGGACUAUGGUGACUUUGGAUAAUAAGGAGAACAAUUUAAUAUUAAAGCCAUGUUUAUUACUGUAUGAUUAACAAAACCAUGGGAUAAAU